Messenger RNA from Scatophagus argus, 2461 nucleotides. RefSeq names its product DNA methyltransferase 1 associated protein 1 (gene dmap1). The coding region runs from base 259 to 1713 and encodes 484 amino acids. Gene Ontology annotation, biological process: negative regulation of transcription by RNA polymerase II; chromatin remodeling; DNA repair. Gene Ontology annotation, molecular function: transcription corepressor activity. Lineage: Eukaryota; Metazoa; Chordata; Actinopteri; Scatophagidae. The transcript is spliced from 10 exons. Gene Ontology annotation, cellular component: NuA4 histone acetyltransferase complex; nucleus; Swr1 complex. The record is from RefSeq and is a predicted model, not a curated record.
UUAUUAACUCUGUCUAAGGCUUCCCCUAUAUUAGAAACGUCCAUGGUAAUAUUACCAAAACAAAUUUUAUAAUAUCGUUUGCUGGCUUUUUACGACUCUGUAUAAAUUAACAUUUAGCUUAGAAAUAGUAAUGUUAGUUUUCGCUUUUAGCUAAUAGCACAGUCGUUAGACAGUACCGCAUGAAUGUGCGCCCGUGAGUGGAUACAGUAUUCACGUUUAACAGAUUGUGAGAAGCUUUAGCUAUAAACCUAGAAAGCCAUGGCUACCGGUGCUGAUGUCAGGGAUAUUCUGGAGUUGGCUGGAGGAGAAAAUGACGGUCCAAUCAGCAAGAAGGAUCUUAUUAACUCAGACAAGAAAAAAGCCAAGAAGACAACAGAAACGCUGACCUUCAAGAGACCCGAGGGAAUGCACCGAGAGGUCUAUGCUCUGCUCUAUUCAGAUAAAAAAGAUGCACCCCCUUUGCUGCCCAGUGAUACAACUCAGGGCUACAGGACAGUCAAAGCCAAGCUGGGCUGUAAAAAGGUGCGUCCCUGGAAGUGGAUGCCCUUCACCAAUCCAGCACGCAGAGAUGGGGCUAUAUUCCACCACUGGAGACGUGUGGCAGAAGAGGGCAAGGACUACCCUUUUGCCCGCUUCAACAAGACGGUGCAGGUACCAGUGUACUCAGAGCAGGAGUAUCAGGUGCAUCUCCAUGAUGAUGGCUGGACUAAAGCAGAGACAGAUCACCUGUUUGACCUUUGCAAGCGCUUUGACUUGCGCUUCAUAGUUGUCCAUGACCGUUAUGACCACCAGCAAUACAGGAAACGAUCUGUUGAGGACCUGAAAGAACGAUAUUAUAGUAUUUGUGGUAAGCUUACCAAAGUCCGCGCAGCUUCAGGGACAGACCCCAAGAUCUACAUCUUUGAUGCAGGCCAUGAAAGGCGCCGUAAAGAGCAACUGGAGAAGCUCUUCAGUCGCACACCUGAACAAGUGGCAGAAGAGGAAUAUCUUAUUCAAGAGCUAAGGAAGAUUGAGACAAGGAAGAAAGAACGUGAGAAGAAGGCCCAGGAUCUACAGAAACUCAUUAAAGCAGCUGACACAACUACUGAAUUAAGGAGAGCUGAAAAGAGGGUUUCCAAGAAGAAGCUCCCGCAAAAAAGAGAAACAGAAAAACCGGCUGUUCCAGAGACAGCAGGCAUUAAAUUUCCUGACUUCAAAUCAGCGGGAGUUACAUUACGCAGUCAGAGGAUGAAACUGCCAAGCUCGGUAGGCCAGAAGAAGAUCAAGGCCAUUGAGCAGAUCCUGAUGGAGCAAGGAGUGGAUCUUAACCCAAUGCCCACGGAGGAGAUUGUUCAGAUGUUUAAUGAGCUGCGUAGUGACCUGGUGCUGUUGUACGAGCUGAAGCAGGCCCACAGCAAUUGUGAAUAUGAGCAACAGAUGCUGCGUCAUCGCUACGAGGCCCUACUGAAGGCCGGCAGUGGAGGCGGAUCUGGUGGAAUUACAGGAGCCGGACUAGUUGCCACAACACAGAGUGGGGAACUCAGUGCUGCCAACAGCUUGACAGCCUCCACCCCAGGAGGUGAAACUCUGACCUGGCCUUGUGCAGAUGACAUCAAGGUGGAGGCCAAGGAGCAGAUCAUUGAUGUUGUAGGAGCACCACUUACACCAAACUCACGCAAACGGAGAGAGUCGGCAUCCAGCUCUUCUUCAGUGAAAAAGGUGAAGAAGCCUUGAUGAGGGCGACAGCACCAGCUGGGACACAGUGGAGGACAAGGGUGCUCGUAUGAGUUACUCUGUUCACGGUGGAGACACUCACAAUGGUUGGACAAGAGGGACACAUGAGCGGGACACCAUAUUGCUUUCCAUUUACAUAGAGGCACUGUGACUACACACGCACACACACACACAACUUUUCACCUACCAACAAGACCUCUCCAACCCCUCCCAAUCACCUCCCAGCAUCUUUGUGACAAAGGCAAUGACUGAGUGACAUUUCAUUCCAUUACUGCUCGACUCCCUGCCUCCACCUGCUGAGCCUUAGAUGAGGCAAGAUCAACUGUAAAUUGCCAGGCUGAGCUAAUCGGGACGCCAGGAAGAAGGUGGGAAUGGCGGGGUAAUUGAAAUGAAUUGGAAUGAAAGAAGGGGAAGACCUCGAUCCGCAAUGCUCAUUUGAUCCACCUGAGGUUUUUUUGUAGACUAAUCAUGCCAUAGUGUUUACUGGAAAUGUGUUUUUGUGUUAGUCCGUAGUACCCGCUGCAGCUUCUUCUUGGUCUUCUCCCUCUUGAGUGUGCGUGUGUGUGUGUGUGUUUUUUUGUGUGUUUGUGUGUGUCUCUCUCUCUCUCUCAAUAGAGGGUGCUUCCAUCUGCUUCCCAUGCUUUAUGUUGGACAAGUGGGACUAAUUUUUGUUGUUUGUCCUCAGGUGACCUUGAUGAUGCUUUAGUCUAUGAUUGAAUAAACCUCAUUGUUUUUGAGUUGUUUUUUU